Messenger RNA from Ipomoea nil (Japanese morning glory), 909 nucleotides. RefSeq lists its product as uncharacterized. NCBI's taxonomy places the organism in Eukaryota, Viridiplantae, Streptophyta, Magnoliopsida, Solanales, Convolvulaceae. The transcript has a single exon. The record is from RefSeq and is a predicted model, not a curated record. The coding region runs from base 1 to 909 and encodes 302 amino acids.
AUGGCACAACCUCGUCAACGUGCACGCACGUCGGAGACCCAAACAAACGAACAGCUAGCCCAGAAUCUGCAACAGCUCACGCAGACCAUGCAAACUCUAAGUGAAGCUCUCUUGCACAACAAUCAUCUCGCUCCGCUACCACAGCCGGCCGGGCAUAGAGAUGUUGGACGCCUUGUGUCGGGCCAUAGACCACCGAUGUUUGGCGGUGAGGAAGACCCCGUCGAGCUCGAGGACUGGGUGCGAACCUUUGACAAGAUCUUCUCCAUCGUUGGGUGCCCCGAGGAACGCCAUGUGGAGUUAGCAUCGUUCUACUUCAGUCAUGAAGCUGACUUGUGGUGGGUGCACGAGGGACCCGCAUGCCUUGAGGAGCCAGACUUCGACUGGACGACUUUGAAGGACCGGAUGCGAGAGCGGUUCUAUCCGGCACAUGUUCGAGCUGCUAUGUAUGAGGAGUUUCUACACCUCCAGCAGGGUUCAUCGACGGUGGUUGAGUACCACAAGAGGUUUCUGGAGCUCACUCGCUUCGCUAGAAUGCUUGUCCCCACCGAGCUCGCGAAAGUUGAGAAGUUCGUAGCCGGACUCAAACACGAGGCUCGCAAGGCAUUGACCGUGAGCAAGCCGAGGACCUUGAAGGAGGCUUACCUGAGUGCUGCGGACUUAUAUCGGGUGCAACAGUUGCAACGGGGAUCCCUUGAGCUUGUUAGGAAGAGGAACGAGAGUGGUGGAUCUUCCAACUUCAAGAAGCCAAGGCAGGAUUUCCGAGCCAAGACCGCAUCUUCCCCACCUCAAGGACCAACCCGAGUAGGACCGGGUGAUCAAGCUAAGAGGUUUACGUGCAAAUUGUGUGGGAAGGAGCAUGUAGGAAAGGAUUGCCAAGGACAAGCCCUUCGAUGCUACAGAUGUGGAUAG